CCUCGGCAAUGAUCCCUGAUAUCUCCUACCAAGCUUUCAGACAUAGAAAGCCGAUUCUCGUAUUCUGAAAUCCCCAUCUCUUGAAAUGUAUCUGCAUCAUACGAGGAAAAUCGGAUUUUUUGAGCUGUACUACCUUGGGAGAAACCAGUUGAAGUGCUAUACAAAUUACUGUAUUAUUGCCAAGUACAACCAUGCAUUGAACCAAUCGAUUCUCUCCCCUGCGUUGAGACAGGUGGUGUUGGCAAACCCAUACCUCGCUGCCAAUUUUUUCCCCGCCUCCUCUGUUGCCAGUUUCGACAACUACGACUUACGCGCAGUAGACCAAAUCCGGUUCGAGGAUGUGGUGGAAUACAAAACAGUAAGCCAGAUAGACGAGAGUCUCUUGGAAGAAAUCAACACCUAUACGUGUAAGAUGGACGAGACAGAGAGGCCGUUGUGGAGAGUGAUCGUAUACACUACUCCCGAAUCCGAUGAGACCCCCCACGUAUGCUUUUACUGCGACCAUACUCUCUUUGAUGGAACCUCAGGCACAUCGUUCCACAAAAAGCUCAUCAGAGAGUUGGGAAACGUGGGAGAGCUUGGACCAACUUCCGGUGAUAUUUUGUUCAACUACGAAGCAGACAAAGACCUCCUUCCAAAAUUUCCCCAAUCGUCGGAUAAGUAUGUGAACAAUAAGCCUCCCGCGAUUUUCGUUGCCAAAUUUUUGUUCCGGGUUCUUAGCCCCCAGUGGCUUAGACGCACCUUCAUCUACCUUUGGAAUCGAACUCCCGUUAUCGGCGGAUCCGCCCGCGACCGUUUGUUGGAGAAAUACCCUAUCUUCCGGGGACUCCCUGCCAACACGAGUACAGCCACUCGAUUUAAGAUUAUCAACCUCCCUCCGUCCGAUAGUGCGGGAGUUCUCAAAUACUGCAAGGAAAAGCACUUGACAUUUACCCCGUUGUUGUACACUGUGGGGAUAAAAACCUUGCAGGACACCAUCCUCCUGGCCAGUAUGCCGUUUGCUACGGAAGCAAUUAUUUCCGUCACCACCAGAAGGUAUCUUGCGAAGGAACAGAUGGGCCAGCACGACUUUGGCCUCUUUGUGGGGCCCCAACCGCUAAUCAACCCACCCAUCUCUCAAAUCUCCGUCCCCGAGAUUAUCAGGGUUCAGGAGGAUAUCGCCGCUGGGCUCGAAGCUAGAACACCUCUUUACACCGUGGGAAUGUUAAAGUACGUGGAUGUUAAGGAUUUUUUGAACGGCAUACUUGGAAAACUGAAGGAGACAUUUGAGAUCUCCAACUUGGGCUUGCAGAACGUUGUCUCAGCCGAUGGCCGGUGGGAGAUCCAGGACAUGCUUUUCAGCCAAUGCUUCGGAAGAACCAGUCCCUACUUUUGCUUAAGCGUUGUUUCUACCAAAAGUGGCGGUCUAAAUCUCGUAUUAGGCAUGGCCCCUGAAUAUUGCGACGCUAAUCCGGAGCUCGUGGACCAGUUUGCCAGUGAAUUGACGAAAAAUAUUAUGGCCAGGUACUAGUAAAAGGAUCUCAUUUUAAGGGUUUUAUUAAUGUAAU
Babjeviella inositovora NRRL Y-12698 is the source of this 1547-nucleotide messenger RNA. RefSeq lists its product as uncharacterized. Lineage: Eukaryota; Fungi; Ascomycota; Pichiomycetes; Serinales. The transcript has 2 exons. The record is from RefSeq and is a predicted model, not a curated record. The coding region runs from base 86 to 1510 and encodes 474 amino acids. Gene Ontology annotation, molecular function: N-acetyltransferase activity.